UGUGUGUGUGUGUGUGUGUGUAUAUACCUGCCGGUAUGGAAUUCAGAAUGAGACGUCUGCAGUGGGUUCUGCCUCUGUCGCUGCUACUCGGUGGCCUGACUGGGGUCCACCUGAUAAAUCCGAGUUGUCACGAAGUGAGGACCGCUUUUCAGCUCCGUCAGAUCGGGCCACUCAAAUUUGUGCCGGAUUUUCCCGGGAAAGUUGAGGAUCUACAGAUCUGCACACACGACGGGCCGACUUGUUGCACAAAGAGGAUGGAAGAGAAGUAUCAAGCAGUUGUUCGGAGAGAGGUCCUGCAGAGCAUCCAUUUCCUGAGCUACGAGCUGAAAUACAGGAUUGAGAAGAAUGGGGAGGCUUUCCAAGAGGCUUUUAUAUCCUUGAUUCACAGUGCCCGCAAUCAUACCAACUCCAUGUUCAAGACAGGGUACAGGACAAUGGCAAAAGAGGCUACAGAGGUGGUGAAGGGGCUGUUUACUGACUUAUCACUCUAUGUCCUGGAUACGAGCUGGAGCAUUGAGGACAUGGUCCUGGGUUUCUUUGACAACCUUUUCCCAUUGGUUUAUAAUCGGCUGAUACACCCUGGACUAAAUGAGGUCUCUCUGGAUUACUUAGAGUGCCUACGGUCGGCCAGGCAGAAUAUCAACCCCUUUGGAAGCUACCCUACGAAGAUGGUAGCUGAGAUAGCCGAGCCACUGCAAGCAAUGAAAACUCUCCUGCAGGUCCUGAACAUAGGCAGCGAGGUGAUAAAUAUGACUAAGAACAUUGUUUUUACCCGGGAGUGUACCAGAGCCCUGGUGAAGAUGCAAUAUUGCUCUCACUGCCAUGGCCUUACUCUGAUCAAACCCUGUGUGGCCUAUUGUCUGAAUGUGAUGCGGGGAUGCCUGGCCAAUGUUGCCGAUGUUGACCCUCACUGGCAGGCCUACAUUUCAAACCUAAACGAGCUCACCAGUAUCAUUACAGGACCUCAAGGUGUGGAGCUGGCUUUACUGAGAGUGGCACCACUGGUUAAUGAAGCUAUUUUGCACGCCCAGCUGAAUGGACCCGAAAUCUCUACUACAGUGGGUAAAGUUUGUGACCAGCCCCAAGAGCGAGCAAUAGCUACAUCACAGGAAAACACAGCGCAGAUCCUGGUCAUGCCCAGCUUCAAACCCCAGGCUGUGACCCCAUUCGGCACCCUGGCCCAGAGAAGAAGCUCCCUGCCUCUGAAAGAAGUAAAGACUGAUAGGCCUAGGACAAUGAAAAAGAACUCUAGGGACUUCAUGAACUACAUCCGGCGGCACAGGACCUUUUAUGCUUCCAUGGCAGAGCAGAUCUGUGAAGAUGAUCUCCGACCUCAUGAUAGCUCAACCUGCUGGAACGGAUUAAACGUUGUGGAAAGUUACACAAACAGGGUGGUCGGGAAUGGAUUGAAAGAACAAGUGAACAACCCAGAAGUGAAAGUCCGAGGACCUGACGCUAUGGUGAAGAAGGUCAUCGACAAACUUGUGCAAAUCGACAAGAUGUUGCAUGGGAAAAGGAGCAAGCAGUCAGGGCAGUGGUCCUCAAGAGAACCUGGCAGUGGUGAUGACAGGGAAGAGGACUCUGAAUCGAGCGGAGACUGUGACGAUGAAGAUGGAUGCACAGGAUCUGGAAGCGGAGAAGUGGGUCAUAAGAAGAAGACAGAUGUGCCAGAAGAGCGAUGGACGAAGGAUCACAUUUACCCAGGGAUGGCCCCCACAUUGAAGGGAGCAAAGGUGGCCUCUCCAAGCUCUACCCCCAGCACCACAGCUCAGAGCAAGCCAGGAGCAGGAGCCAAUCAUUACAGCCUGUCCACAGUCGCCACGGUCACAGUGCUGGGGCUGAUGUGUCAUUGGCUGUUAUAGUUAAUGAUGCAUUGUGGGUGCACCUGCCCGCUCUUAUUUAUCCAGUAUUACAACUAUCACGCAGCUUUUAUUCUUUGUUGGAGGCCAAGUGAUGCUUUAGGAUCUGUGUUCUUGUAAUAUAGAUGAGAGCUGCAAUAUACUAUCGCAAACUGUUGGUCUUGAAA
Messenger RNA from Chiloscyllium plagiosum (whitespotted bambooshark), 2026 nucleotides. It is a transcript of the gene gpc5b, whose product is annotated as glypican 5b. The record is from RefSeq and is a predicted model, not a curated record. Lineage: Eukaryota; Metazoa; Chordata; Chondrichthyes; Orectolobiformes; Hemiscylliidae. Gene Ontology annotation, cellular component: extracellular region; plasma membrane; cell surface. Gene Ontology annotation, biological process: cell migration; regulation of protein localization to membrane; positive regulation of canonical Wnt signaling pathway.